Cryptomeria japonica (Japanese cedar) is the source of this 1153-nucleotide messenger RNA. Its product is annotated as jasmonate-induced oxygenase 4. Bases 48 to 962 code for a protein of 304 amino acids. The record is from RefSeq and is a predicted model, not a curated record. The transcript is spliced from 4 exons. Lineage: Eukaryota; Viridiplantae; Streptophyta; Pinopsida; Cupressales; Cupressaceae.
UAUAAUUCUGAUAGGUUUCCUGUGGUUGAGAACAAAUUAAAAUAAGAAUGGCUUCCUCUGACUCUUUGAAUAGUCCAUUCCAGACUGCUUUUGAUUUUGUUUCUGUGGAGAGUGUGCAGGAGCUUGCACUAAACAAACCCAAUGACAUUCCCCAGAGAUACAUCAGAUCAGAAGAAGAAAGGCCGUCUUCAACACCACUUUCUUCUCUCUUGAAAGUUCCUGUAAUCGACAUGGAAAAGCUUCUCUUGCCGUCUGACAACCCUGAAAGACGCAAGGAGAUGGGCAUUCUUUCUAAGGCCUGCAUAGAGUGGGGCUUCUUUCAGAUUGUGAACCAUGGAAUUCCACAUUCUUUAGUAGAUCGCAUGAGAGGAGUGACAAAUGAAUUCUUUAGUCUUUCCUUAGAAGAAAAGAAAAAGUAUGCUCCACAAGCAGGAGAUUCUCAAGGCUAUGGUAAUAUGUUUGUGGUUGAUGAAGAACAAAAGUUGGAUUUUGGGAAAGAUCCAAUGAUGGCAGUAAGGAUGAAUUUAUAUCCACCUUGCCCUAGGCCUGAUCUAGUGUUGGGGUUAAGCCCUCAUUCAGAUGGAGCUGCCAUAACACUUUUACUUCAAGAUGAACACAUAGAAGGCCUUCAGGUUCGCAAGAACAACAAAUGGGUUCCUAUUCAACCCAUUCCUUAUCCCCUUGUUGUUAAUAUUGGUGACCUAAUAGAGGUGAUGACAAAUGGAAUUUAUAAGAGUAUAGAACAUCGUGCGGUGACAAACAAAGAGAGGACAAGGUUAUCCAUUGCUAUGUUUUAUUUUCCAGGCUUAGAUGAUGAAGUGGCUCCUGCAAGCAACCUUGUCGAUGAAGAACACCCUUCGCUAUAUGAGAAGUUCAAGCAAAAAGAAUAUAUGUAUUAUUACACGAAUACAAAACUCAAUGGAAAAAAGCCAUUGGCUAACUUUUCCAAAAUGUGUGAAUAGUAUUCAAUAUCACUAGUUAGUGUGGUAAGAAAUAAAUAAAUAUAUGAAAAAUAAUACUUGGAAUAGAUGGUAAUUCCAUUUAUGUACAAAAAUAAUAAGGAAAACAAUAAUCAUGAUAUGUUUCCUUUAGUUUUUAGGAUAUAUAUUGUUAGAAGUGCAAUAUAAAAUGCAUGAUAUUAUAUGAUGUAAUA